Molecule: messenger RNA, 735 nt
Organism: Penicillium nucicola
Lineage: Eukaryota; Fungi; Ascomycota; Eurotiomycetes; Eurotiales; Aspergillaceae
Exons: 2
Coding region: 1-735 (244 amino acids)
Source: RefSeq, a predicted model, not a curated record
AUGGACGUGGAAGAAAAGGAUGAUGGGAUUCUUGCUAUCGUUGAGCUGAAGCCGCUUUGCGAAUUUCGGAAUCUGCGUUCUCUCAAGCUCACUGGCAUGCUCCGCUCAUAUCAAACGUACAUCUGGCAGGCUGUUUGGCUGAAUACCAAGCUCGAAACUCUGGAUUUGGGGAUGGCGCUUGAGCCGGACAUCUUUUCUGCUCCAAGCACUCAGUGGAAACAGAUCAAGACCGGGUGGAAGAUGAGUGGGAAAAUGUAUGCUGAUCCUGUCUACUAUGGACAUUACGGCACUGGCGAAUUGAACCCGGACAUUGGAUACGGCGAGUACCUCGACAAGCAUGCCAUCGAAAAGGCCAAGAUCCGGGCCAUGGCUAUGGGCCUCUCUGUGAAGCGUCUGCAGAUCAAAACUAUCUCCUUUUCUGGCUUUGUCGUUGAUGCUGGUCCCUUCUUGCACUGGUUUGACCCGAACAAUCUGCGAACUAUUCACUUCAAAGCGCACUGUGUGGAUGCUGGAUUGUGGCUACCUCGCAACAUGCGCAAUGUGACUAUUCGCUUGUCUAAACCUUUUGACCUGGAGGCUGUUCCUAUGGGAAUGGUCAAAUUGAACUUGUUGAAGGAUCUGAAAAUGAUCACAUUGCAGAGGGGGCGCAAGGUGAGCCAGGUUGCUUUUGAGCAAUGGGAAGAAGAAGAGUGGGAUAGUAUUUUCAGGCCAACGUCCAGAUCUUCUUCUGGGUGA